CUGUGUUUUAGCUGAGGUCCUCGGGUGGUGCUGCUUCUGUUGAAAUAGCUAAAAAUUAUACAAAUAUUGUAAAAGGAUUCCCAUAUGAUGUGUGUUUUCUAGGCGUUAAUUUCUCAACCAGCCGAGAAUUAUUGCGUUUUAUUACUGUUGUGAUAAGUAGUGCUAACAAUUCAUGUCUAAAAACAUGAAUCAGUCCCGAGCUGAAAAUAUUCGCCAGACGGGUCACCUGCGGGUGAUAUUGCCGUCGACAUUAGACAGCACCGUGAACAUGCCCGCACCGUUUAUUGACAUUAUAACCACCAACUCUCGUGACAUCCCACCUCCUCAAGUGGAUUUCUCCGCCCCACCUCCUUAUGAUGUGGCCGCUAACUCCAAGCUGCCUACUUACGAGGAGGUGCAGCGCGAGAAGCAGAUGGAAGGGGAUGGACCAGUUCAGAUACAAGCGCCGCCGCCCCGACGCUCGACGAUCACGGCCUUCGUGACGGUGGAGCCAAAUGAGUCCUCAACUGAUCAUCUUGACCCUGAGAACAGUCUUCUCGGAACUGAUGUUAUGUUCCUGACUUCAUUCUUUGUUGCAUUCCUGUUCAAUUGGAUCGGGUUUCUGCUACUGAUGUGCUUCUGCCACACUGUGGCGAGCCGCUACGGAGCGCUCGCUGGCUUCGGUCUCUCGCUUGCCAAGUGGACCCUCAUCGUGAAGCAUUCCACUGAGCUCGCUUCACACGAGAACUCCUGGCUGUGGUGGCUCAUUAUGGCCUUCGGUAUUUUGAUUUGCGUGCGCGCAGUGAUUCAGUACUUGAACAUUAAGCGCGGUUGGCGACUCCUCUCCGGGACAGCGCAAGAGAGACUUCUCUUCUUCUAUUAAACUAUCUCACUCUCUACUAGCGGAGACUGCAAGACUUCUCACACAACUAUAUCUCACUUUUUCCUAGUUCUAGUAACUUGAAAAUGUUUCGAUGUGAGAUUUAGUAGUUUUUCUUAUGAUUGGUGUCUAAUUUGCUUAGCUUUUCGAAGUAAUUUGUAAAACUUGAUAUACAGGUUGUUGAAAAAUUAUUUGAAAAAAAUGAAAUUUAUUUAUAAAUUAAUUGGUUUUCAUCUCAAAUAUGAAAUAAAUCAAAUAUGUUUGUUAGUAUUUAUCCAAUUGUUUACAUCUAAUAAGUUAUUCAAGGAGGUUUAAUCAAAUAAUACGCAUUUAUGUUUAUGAACACCCUGUAUUAAUGAUUCCAAAUUUUAGUUUUAAUGUCACAUUUUAAUUUGUGAUAAUUUUAUAUGAAUUGAUGAAUCAACCAAUGAGUGAUGAAUUAUUUUAAUUAAAGACAUUUUUUUUAGAAUAAAGUGAUAGGUUUAGGGUCGUUUUGUGUUUGAAGGGGGAAUGUUUGAUUUUGUAUAUUUUAUAUACAUGAAAUUUAAUCAUUAAAGGCUUUUCUGGGUAUGAACUUUCUAAAAAGUUAUUUUAAACAGGUUUUUCGGGUUUCUAAGGCAUUGUAAUUCUUGUACCAAUCUAUUUGGAGAGAGAAUUAGUUACUUUUGAAUUUGUAGAGCGUUGUCUCUGUCGCACAAAGCACAAGUCAUGUAACGUGAAAGAGAUAGUGCUAUAUAAAAUAUCAAUAGUUAUUUCCGUUUACUAUACAAAACUACGUUAAAGUAUUUCACAUGUCUUUGUGAUAUUUCUUUAAAUUAUUACAUAAAUAGCAAAGAUUAAAAAAAAAUCAAUUCAAUUCAAGAUUUUAGAUUGAGUUGCGAAAAUUUGCUAUGUCCUGUACACAGGGCUUUUAUUUUUAUAUUUUACUUAAAAGUAAAUGAAAAGGAGGCUAUGUCUGUCAUUAUGUAUGUCUUGUCUAUUCUCUAAUGUCAGAAUAUAGAGGUUUAUGUGUCAUAUGUCAUUUUAGAACAUAGACAAUGUCUAUGCUUCAUUUAUCUAUGGUUAGUAUUACUCUUGCAGAAUUAGUAGCGAGUAAUUUAAGAAAAUUUAGUGUUUGACGCUAUAUAUCGUUAAAUCAGUGUUAUUCUGUAGAUAGUAGACUAUAGUGAUGUAACAUUUUUUUUUUUACUAUUACUGUUUUUUUUUUAAUCCGUCAUAAAUUACAGUUUUAUUCUUUGACUUUGAU
Papilio polytes (common Mormon) is the source of this 2105-nucleotide messenger RNA. It is a transcript of the gene Ndfip, whose product is annotated as NEDD4 family-interacting protein 1. The transcript has 6 exons. The coding region runs from base 173 to 862 and encodes 229 amino acids. Gene Ontology annotation, molecular function: WW domain binding. Gene Ontology annotation, cellular component: Golgi apparatus; endoplasmic reticulum; perinuclear region of cytoplasm. Lineage: Eukaryota; Metazoa; Arthropoda; Insecta; Lepidoptera; Papilionidae. The record is from RefSeq and is a predicted model, not a curated record. Gene Ontology annotation, biological process: metal ion transport; positive regulation of protein ubiquitination; vacuolar transport.